Syngnathus typhle (broad-nosed pipefish) is the source of this 2044-nucleotide messenger RNA. Its product is annotated as SH3 and cysteine-rich domain-containing protein 2-like. Gene Ontology annotation, cellular component: extrinsic component of cytoplasmic side of plasma membrane. The record is from RefSeq and is a predicted model, not a curated record. Gene Ontology annotation, biological process: skeletal muscle contraction; positive regulation of voltage-gated calcium channel activity; positive regulation of protein localization to plasma membrane. Lineage: Eukaryota; Metazoa; Chordata; Actinopteri; Syngnathiformes; Syngnathidae. Gene Ontology annotation, molecular function: protein binding. The coding region runs from base 25 to 1179 and encodes 384 amino acids. The transcript has 10 exons.
AAACUGAAGCGCUCGCUGUCGUUCAUGCGCAGUAAGAGCGUCGAGAAUUUUUUCCAACGCUCCUACAGCGACGCCCGCCUCCCCCCGGAGUUCAUUACGGAGCCCGAUCCGCCUUCGUCGCCCUCGCCGCCCCCGCUGGAACUGAUGCCGACGGGCUCGCCCGUUGUGGGCUCGUCGCGGGCCUCGCCGUCGCUCUCGCCGUCAGUCAGCCCCAACCCAUCCAUCGCCUCCCGCUCGCCCUCGCUCAGACUGUCGCCGUCGUUGACCCCUAAGCCCCCUCAGAUCAUGCACUGCUUCCACAAUCACGUCUUUCGCAAGCCUACCAGCUGCCAGCUCUGCAAGAACAUGAUCCUCGGAAACUCCAAACAAGCUUUGCGGUGUAAAACGUGCAAGCUGGCGGCUCACCUGUGGUGCACUUCGGAACUCUCGCAGCAGCCAUGUCACGGGAAGUCGGGCGCCUUCAAGCGAAACUUCAGCUCGCCGAUGCUCGUCACUGAACAACUGUCCGUCGUCAAGGAAGUCCAGCCCAGUCAAGAAGCGGGGCGGGCACGCAUGGACCCGGUGUACGCCGCCUUGCGCUACGGGACGUCUCUAGCGCAGAUGAGCCGCUCCAGUUUCGGCAGCAUGUCCGAGUCGCCUACGCGCAGUUUGGGUGAGGCGGGUGAGGAGAGGCAGGAGAGACAGUGCAGCAUGGAGGAAGACAUCCCCCAGGAGACAGGCGACUCCGUCGCUACUGACAUUGAGAUGGAGAAGGACGACGACGAGACUGCGAGUCAAACCGAGAUGCCUGUUGAGGCGCCCGCCAAACGCAUCGAGGUGCACUCCAUGCACACUUAUGUGGCGCUCUACAGCUUUCUGCCUCAGGAGCACAACGACCUGGAACUCCACCCCGGUGAUCGGGUGCAAGUCACAGACGACUCCAACGAGGAGUGGUGGAAGGGCAAGAGCGGAGACAAGGUCGGCUUUUUCCCGGCCAACUUUGUGCAGCGAGUGCGUCCCGGCGAGAGAGUGUGGCGCGUCAUUCAGGGAACAUCCGCCGGCAGUCGGGAAAGAGGACACAUGGUAGUCAAGGAGGCGCAGAUCUGCGUGGGCAAGCGUGAGGACGGCGAAACCUUGGUGAAGCUGAGCAGCGGCAAGAAGCGAGGCCUGGUCCCCGCUUUCUCCAUCGAGGAGAUCUGAGCUUCACCGGUAUCGUCAACACCUCCUUUUGGCUUUUUCCAUCUUCUUCUUUCUGCACCGAUGACGUGGACCGUAAAAAAAAAAAAACGCUUUGCCAAGUCUCUUCACUGUAAGUCUCAAAGGAUAACAAAAUGGACUCUUGUUUGUUUACACUGGGGUGACACGCUUCCUUCUUCCUACACGCUUUGCUGUGUUCCAUCAAACGCAUGAAAAAAAAUGUCAAAGCUGGAGAGGGCAGAUACGAAAGAUUUCUUUUUUUUUUUUAAAUCACAGUUUUACAUUGGACCAACACAGGCCGAAACCUUUCCUUGUGCGCUACACUCUGCUCAGUUAGGUCACAACACUUAAUUAAUGUGACGUCUAAUGAACGCCCCACCACAAGAAAAAAAGAAAUCCCAUUAAAAAGUGGAGGUAUAGAUAGAUUUGUGUGAAAGUUGUUCAAGCAAAAAAAGCCAUUUUAGUCUCAUUUCCAUACAAAGGAUGUAGAGACCGUAGACGUUUGUAUGAGCUGAAGAAAAUGAGUGUGUGCGCUGAAGCGUACGCUCAGACGGUGUCUGCACGGACCCUCUGAGUCAUCACCGAUCCAAAGUCACCUACUGCUCGGCUUCCCAUCGUCUGGCUUUCAUGCGGGAACAUUCGCCGGUCCCUUAUAAAGGACACCUCGCUUCCGUCCCUGCGUGAGGCCGGCGUGGAAUCAAAGACGGAAGCCUUUCAUCCUAGGCGGAGCUUAGCUAGCUUCUUCCCACUUUGAGAUGAUAAGUGUUGUAUUCCAUUGAACAGUCAAUACACGAACGUAACUGGAUUCGGUCCACAUGUUAAGCUUGUAAACAUCAAUGUUUUGUCAUUUAUUGUCUUUUGAAAAUUU